This is a messenger RNA of Callithrix jacchus (white-tufted-ear marmoset), 1388 nucleotides long. It is a transcript of the gene NIT1, whose product is annotated as nitrilase 1. Gene Ontology annotation, molecular function: hydrolase activity, acting on carbon-nitrogen (but not peptide) bonds, in linear amides. NCBI's taxonomy places the organism in Eukaryota, Metazoa, Chordata, Mammalia, Primates, Cebidae. The record is from RefSeq and is a predicted model, not a curated record.
CACCCCCCCCACCUUGCGUCACGUCCGGCCUGCGAGUUACCGCCCACUCGCCCCGGCGCCUCUGGCUCCAGGCCGCCCUCCGGAUCGGCUCGAAUCCUGCGAAUGUUUUUGGCAGUAUUUUCAUGCUGGGCUUCCUCACCAGGCCUCUUCACCGACUCCUGUCCUUUCUGUGUCCUGGACUCCGGAUACCUCGACUCUCUGUACUUUGUGCUCAGCCCAGGCCCAGAGCCAUGGCUAUCUCCUCUUCCUCCUGCAAACUGCCCCUCGUGGCUGUGUGCCAGGUAACAUCAACGCCAGACAAGCAACAGAACUUUAAAACAUGUGCUGAGCUGGUUCGAGAGGCUGCCAGACUGGGUGCUUGCCUGGCUUUCCUGCCUGAAGCAUUUGACUUCAUUGCACGGGACCCUGCAGAGACGCUACACCUGUCUGAACCACUGGGUGGGAAACUUUUGGAAGAAUACACCCAGCUUGCCAGGGAAUGUGGACUCUGGCUGUCCUUGGGUGGUUUCCAUGAGCGUGGCCAAGACUGGGAGCAGACUCAGAAAAUCUACAACUGUCAUGUGCUGCUGAACAGCAAAGGGGCAGUAGUGGCCACUUACAGGAAGACACAUCUGUGUGAUGUAGAGAUUCCAGGGCAGGGGCCUAUGUGUGAAAGCAACUCUACCAUGCCGGGGCCCAGUCUUGAGUCGCCUGUCAGCACACCAGCAGGCAAGAUUGGUCUAGCUGUCUGCUAUGACAUUCGGUUCCCUGAACUCUCUCUGGCAUUGGCUCAAGCUGGAGCAGAGAUACUUACCUAUCCUUCAGCUUUUGGAUCUGUUACGGGACCAGCCCACUGGGAGGUGUUGCUGCGGGCCCGUGCCAUUGAAACCCAGUGCUAUGUAGUGGCAGCAGCACAGUGUGGACGCCACCAUGAGAAACGAGCAAGUUAUGGCCACAGCAUGGUGGUAGACCCCUGGGGAACGGUGGUGGCCCGCUGCCCUGAAGGCCCAGGGCUCUGCCUUGCCCGAAUUGACCUCAACUAUCUACGACAGUUGCGCCAACACCUGCCUGUGUUCCAGCACCGGAGGCCUGACCUCUAUGGUAAUCUGGGUCACCCACUGUCUUAAGACUUGACUUCUGUGAGUUGAGACUCGCCCCCCCUCCCCAUUGUGAGCCAGUGUUGAUGUGACUUGGAGGCAGGACCCAGGCACAGCUCCCCUCAAUUGGAGAACCUUGACUUUCUUGAUGGAACACAGGCUUGGCUUCUUGGGAAAGAAGCUUUCACCUGAGGUCAGAUUGCAGUUUCAGAAAGGUGGCAUUUUAUAUAGUCAUUGUUUAUUUCAUGAAAACUGAAGUUAUGCUGAGGGCUGAGCAGCACUGGCAUUGAAAAAUAUAAUAAUCAUAAAGUC